Messenger RNA from Solanum dulcamara, 1069 nucleotides. Its product is annotated as protein SMALL AUXIN UP-REGULATED RNA 12-like. Gene Ontology annotation, biological process: response to auxin. The transcript has a single exon. The record is from RefSeq and is a predicted model, not a curated record. The coding region runs from base 176 to 574 and encodes 132 amino acids. Lineage: Eukaryota; Viridiplantae; Streptophyta; Magnoliopsida; Solanales; Solanaceae.
GAUGUUAUCUUUGAAACUAUGACUUCUCACUCCAACACUAUAUAAUCUAGGUAUAACAUACUUAGAAAAGCACAACAAGUUAGAAAACCCUACAAAAAAGACCAAGAAAACAAAACCCCUAGAGAGUCAAAAAAUUCAAAAGAAAAAAAGAAGAUAAUUUUAUUGUUUUAUCACAAUGGCAAGAACCAAUGGAAAGAGAAAAAUGAACAAGAUAAUGAAUUUGAAGAUUGUGUUGGAGAAACUGCAAAGGAGCCUUUCAAUGGUAAGGAGAUUGUCAGUCGAAUUUGAUAGUCAGCAUCAGCAUAUCCAACCAAAUCAAAAUGACUCCUCGAAUAACGUGCCUAAGGACGUUAAAGAAGGUCAUUUUGCAGUUAUAGCUGUUGAUGAGGACGAAUUGAAGAGAUUUGUGGUACCAUUGAAAUGUUUAACACAUCCUUCAUUCUUGAAACUAUUGGAACAAGCUGCUGAGGAGUAUGGUUUUGAUCAUGAUGGUGCACUAACAGUGCCAUGCAGGCCAAGUGAAUUUGAGAGAAUUUUGAUUCAUGAACAAUCAAGUAUGUUGAAAAGUUGUUAAACAUAAUGGAGCAAAGAAAAAAAAAUUAAAAAAUAUAAGCCAAAUUUGCUUCCCAUCUCUUGAAACUCCAAUUAACUCAUCUUAUCAAGUCUCUCGAUAAGUUAACUAAGGGUACUCCACGUUGGUUUUAUUAUCUUGUUCUAAAUUAUAUAUAUAUGCUGAAGCCCAAGUGUUGUAGCAGUUGGUAAGAAUUCCUAAUCAGAGUGUAUUACGGUUUUUCACCAAGAAGUGCAUAUAUCGAAACGAUAUAUAUGGAUCAUGUCAUUCUUCUCGCUCCACUUUUUAUUUUUGACCGUUAAGACGAGGAUUUGGAUAGAGGGAUAAUUGAUCAUCCCUUAGGAUGGUAGUUUCUAAUUCUUGAUUAUCCCGCCAAGUUACAACUUCAGUUAAUUAAUAAUAUAUAGUUUGUUUUUUUCGUUUUUCCUUUCUUCACCAUGGUUAAGUUGUUGCAUGUUACAUGUACAUUUUUUUAAAAAAAAUUAUAUGUUGUUAUAC